GGGGGUGCGCAUUCCCGCAUUGGCUGUGCAACCAGCUCCAGGGCGCUUUGCGGGACUCCAUAGCCGAACAUGGGGUUCAAUUUUGUCACCGUUUGCGCAAAGCAACUCUGAAAAAAAAAGAAGUAUGGAAAAGCGCUCCUGAAGGAAAAGGGACAAUGCGACGCUUUUUGUAAACAACUCAAGUCAUCUCCAUCCGAGCGCGCUUAAAGCAGAAAGUAAGAGAGAAGAAAGAGAAAGGGAGGCUUUACUGGAAACGCAGACUUCCACAGUCCUUGGACCCUCUGAGCUCUUCCAAGGACUCUGGGAACCGAGUCAGAAAGUUUCAUGCUGAAGAUUCCUGCGUUAACCUGAGGUCCAGGGUGCCAGGGGAGCAGUAGGUCUCGGAGCUCCAAUGCCAGUGGACAUGCAGCCACACCAAGGGCUGUACUACUACGAGACCUCACCCAGCCAGCCCUCCAGAGGCCUAGUCCCAUCAGACCAGUCUCCCUACAGUGAUGUGUCUUCGCUACGUGCCCCGCUCCUCGACGGACCCCCUCAAGACUGCCACGCCAUGUAUAACCCCAUGACUCCCAGCAUGACUCAUGGAUCCGGACCAGGGCAGGGGAUUGGCCACUGCAUGGAUCAGUAUAUGAGGCCCCCUCAAGCGCCCCCACCACACAGUAUGAUGGGCCACAGGGGCAUGCCGCCCACGGAGAGUGGCAACAGCACCCCCUACUGUAACCAGAACAACAUGAUGUCCUCUCAUCACAACUUCUGCCAGGUUCAGCCUGGCUCUGAUCAGAUUGGCUCAGGUGAUGCCUCGAGAUUCUCCACACCUCGUUCCAUGCUGAAGCUGAGUAAAAAGAGAGCUCUGUCCAUCUCACCUCUGUCUGACGCCAGUGUGGACCUGCAGACGGUCAUACGGACCUCACCCAACUCCCUGGUGGCCUUUGUCAACUCCCGCUGCAACCCCAACGGUGCCAGCUCAUAUGGUCAUCUCUCAGUGAGCGCCAUGAGUCCGUCGCUGGGUUAUUCCAGUAAUAUAAAUUGCCAGUCCAGACAGCAGGGCUCCAUGUACGGAGGAGGCGGGGGGACACCUUUAGGUGGACACACUCCAGGUCCCUGCCAAGCUUCCCGUUUACCUCCCCACAAUCCUCGGCUCCACGCUCCGCCCAAGCAUGGACAUCAGCUGAAGACAGAGCCGGGGCUUCGAGGUGUGAUGGAUGGCAUGAAUGUGAAGAGCCUGGAGGAGAGGUCAGAGGGAGAUGUAGCCAGUCCAUCUUCUACAGGCACUCAGGAUCCUCUCCUGGGCCUCCUGGAUGGUAGAGACGACUUGGACAAGGAGGACGGGAAGCCUGAACCCGAGGCCAUCUAUGAGACCAACUGUCACUGGGAGAGCUGCAACAAGGAGUUUGACACACAAGACCAGCUAGUUCACCACAUCAACAACGAGCACAUCCAUGGAGAGAAGAAGGAGUUUGUGUGUCACUGGCAGGAGUGCUCUCGAGAACAGAGGCCUUUCAAAGCCCAGUACAUGCUGGUGGUUCACAUGCGCAGACACACAGGAGAGAAGCCACACAAGUGCACUUUUGAAGGCUGUAAUAAGGCCUACUCUCGCCUGGAGAAUUUAAAGACUCACCUGCGCUCUCACACCGGGGAGAAACCAUACGUGUGUGAACAUGAGGGCUGCAACAAAGCCUUCUCCAAUGCUUCAGAUCGCGCUAAGCACCAAAACCGAACUCAUUCCAAUGAGAAACCUUAUGUUUGUAAGAUCCCUGGUUGCACAAAGCGAUACACAGAUCCAAGCUCUCUACGUAAACACGUGAAGACGGUACAUGGCCCUGAAGCCCACAUCACCAAGAAGCACCGUGGAGACACUGGCCCUCGACCCCCUGGAUCAGCUAUGACUCCUGGAGGCCCAAACUCUGAGCUGCUACUGGAGAAGGAAGAGACCCGUAGAGAGGACUGCAAACUGUUGGCCCCUGAGACUGCUCUGAAAUCUCAGCCAAGCCCUGGCGGUCAAUCAUCCUGCAGUAGUGAGCGUUCUCCACUGGGGAGCGCCAACAACAAUGACAGUGGUGUGGAAAUGAACCUAAAUGCAGCAGGUAGUCUGGAGGAUCUCACAGCGUUGGAAGAUGGAGUUGCAGGUGGGGGAGGAGGAGGAGGAGGAGGAGGAGAGCCAGGAACGAUGGGGAUGUCAGCACAGGCUCUGAAGAGGCUGGAAAACCUGAAGAUUGACAAGCUGAAGCAAAUCCGCAGGCCAACUCCCCCUGGCCGCUGCGCCAGUAACAAGCUUCCCGCCCUUCCUGGUUCAGGAGAGAAUAUGGGAAUGUGUGCACCUUCACCGCUCCUCUCAAAUCGACGUGUUAUGGAGCUGUCAAACCAUGAGCUAGGAGGAGGAACCAUUGCCUGCUCCACUCAUGACAGAAGAGGAAGUGGUACCAGCAGCCUAAGCUCCGCCUAUACUGUGAGCCGGCGCUCCUCUAUGGUGUCUCCUUACCUGUCCAGCCGGCGCUCCAGUGAGGUCUCACAGAUGGGAGGAACAGCAGGAGGAGGAUGUCACCUCCUGGGCCCAGAGCAGGCUGGAGGAGACCCUCUCUCUCCUGAGACCAAUCGCAGAGGAGCUCCAUGUCCUGGAGGUGGAGGAGGGUUACCAGGUCUGCCUAAUUUAACACCGGCUCAGCAGUACAGCCUAAAGGCCAAAUAUGCUGCGGCCACUGGCGGACCACCGCCUACUCCUUUACCUAAUAUGGAGCAGCCAGGAACUCCAGGCAGAAGAGGUCUCCUGAGUGAGUACCAGGGGCAGCCUCUGCCUCCUUUUCUUCAACAAGGUGGUCCUCGUCGGCACAGUGCUAACACCGAGUAUGGUACUGGUGUCAUCUACCCUCACCAGGCUUCGGGUAACAACAACAGGCGAGCUAGUGACCCGGUUCGAUCAGUAGCAGAUCCUCAAGCUCUUCCCAAGCGCUUCAAUAGCCUUAACAAUGUAGCCAUGAUGGGCCGAAGGAAUGCACUGCCGCACCGUGGCUCCGACACCAGUCUGGCUCGCCAUAUGUACUCUCCUCGGCCACCUAGCAUUACAGAGAAUGUAAUGAUGGAGGCUAUGGGUAUGGAGCCCCAUCUCGCUCCUCUUGAUGCCAGGGAUCGUUCAAUGAUGAUGACCCCUGGAGAGAGAAAUUUCAUGGGAUACCAGCAACAGAAUCAGACCCUUGGUGGAGUCGGAGGUGGAGGUCCUAUUUCAAACCAGCUGUCCCCAAGUCACGACUCUCUAAACUGCCCAGACCAGGGUUACAUGCAGCGGCACUACCAGGGCCAAGGAGCAGAAGUCACUUCAAGGUCUGAUGGUAAUCAAAUGGGUCAAGCAAGACCUAUUCAACCAGAGGGCAUGUCAAAUUCACUGCUCCAACAGGCUGAGUACAGUAUGAGCACCUGCCAGCUCAGUCCCUCGGGCCCCCAUUACCCUAACAUAGGCCAGGGUGGUGAUGCUGGAGGCCCAUGGAAUGAUACCCACAGCCAAGUCCAAACUUCCAGCCAUGCCCUCCAGAACCAGCGAGCAAUGCAGUAUUCAGGCCCUAGCCUCCGACCUCAACAGGGACAGGCCCACUUCAACAAUCAGACAGGCCUCUACAACAGUUCUGAUGGAACCCACAAACUUAUCAUCAAGCCUGAGCAGCAGUUCCACCCUGGGAUGGGAACUGGAGAUGCCUGUCAAAGUGCUAAGCUCCAUCAGCAACGAAUGCUCCUGCAGCAGACACAGGGUUACCCACAACCGACUGGCCAGGUAAUGAUGAGAAACUCUAACAAUCCCAGCUGUGACUUUCAAGGGCCGAACCAAAACUCUUUCCCCGGUGGAGGAGGUUUAAGCUUGGGCUGUGCUGGCUCUGCGCUGUCUGAUGGGCAGAGAUCAGAGACCCCGAUGAUGCAGGUGAAGCAGAUGAUGGUGAGGAACUAUGUACAGUCCCAGCAAGCACUCAUGUGGGAGCAGCAACAAGAACAACAGCAGCAAAGUGGAAUUAAACCGCCUCCUCUUUCUGACAAUGCAAUGAUGCAGCACAGUCCACAGCACCAAAAUCAGAACCUUUACCCCAACCAGAGCUAUCCUUCCUUCCCCAACCAGAACCUGGUCAUGAGCCCUCCUGCCCACAGCCGAGGACCUGGUUCAGUGACACCUAAAGACCAGCAGCUAGCAGGUGUCCAAGGUUCAUGCUAUAAUCAGGAGAUGGUGGUCCCAAGGCCUCCUCAAGGACGGAAACCUCUCAGCCGCCAGAACAGCCUGUCACAGGUUGGAGGUUAUCUUGGUAGCCCACCUCAACUCAGCCCUGUUCACUCCACUUCCAGCCCCAGAAGAGGGGUUCGUCUUCCUCCAGUCCAGCAUCCACAAAAUGAAAUGUUCUCUCCUUCCAACAACAACAACAUGUACUACUCGGGACAGAUAACCAUGGAUAUGGAGAAACACAUGGACCCCCAGAAUGGGCCCUGUCUUAACCAGCAGCACAAUAUGGGGUCCAAUCUGGACCCAGCAGGUGGCACAAAGUCGGCCCCCAUGACUCCUUAUCCUGAGUCUGGCCCCAUUUCGAAUGCCUUAGAAAACCUGGACCUGGACAAUGCUCGCAUCGACUUCACUUCCAUUAUCGAUGAUGCUGACUCUUCCUCAUUCAGCCCAGUCAACAAUCCCCUUCAGGGUCAGCCGGCAUCUUCCUCCCAGGCCUCGUCCCGCCUCACUACACCCCAGACUUCUGUCAGCCUUGCUGCAGGCUCUGGCCUGUCUAACAUGGCUGUGGGUGACAUGACAUCCAUGCUUACCUCACUGGCUGGGGAGAAUAAAUACCUGAAUACACUGUCUUAGAAGAAGACUCUUGGGCAGCUAAGCAUACGUUUGGGCUAACAAUCAAACACUGGCCUUGGCCUGGUUUCAAUGUAACCAGCCUGAGGUUUAAAAAGCUCACAUCCACUUGUAGUGUUAAAACCGACACCUUUUCGAUAAAACACUUGAUGUAAUGGCUCAGUAGUAUGUGCUGUUGUAUGCAUAAGCCCUGUAUGCCUUCAUACGUAAACCCAGCACAUUAAACCUUGCCUAUGCCAGGUUCUAGGAGUAAGGGGUCUCUGGCUGCUGGUUACCCAUAUAAAAAGAAUAAUGACAUAUCAUAUUGUGUUCUGGCUGCAAGUUGAGACUGAGCUACUAAUGUGGUCCCAUCCCAGAUUUAAAAAUUCUUCAACUCACCACCCAAAAACCUUAAAACCAAAGGUGCCUGAUCAGCCUGCCUCGCUGUAUUGUUCCCCUGCUGCCUUGGUACUUUGUAUUUUUCCGUGCCUUACUGUAAGAUACAGAGCUCUUUGCCUGAUAUGAAACGAUGAUACAGAAGUUUUUCUGAACAGGCAUUCCAGUCUCACAGGGCUUUGGCAAGAGUGGAGCAGAGAAGGAUACAUGUAAAUAAGUUUUAUAUAUACAGUAUGUUGUGAAUAUGACAUUGGAUAAUCAUCCCUCAUCUUUUGAUAGACUGCUUGGAUUCUGAAGGCAAGUGUUCUUGGGGUGGGAUGUUGGUUAAACAGUUGUUUGAAGAGAGGAGAAAGACAUACUUUUAGCGAUUGAGAAAUAAUUUCUCUGUGCUACUAAAAAUCAUCUGUUUUUGUAGGGAUUUCCUCCUUGUCAGGAACAACAGAAUCUGUACUAGUGGCAUAUCAGUAUUUCCACAGAUGCAGACGCCGGCACACACAUAGUAGCCCCACACAUGUGCCCACACUCAGACACUCAGGACUUGUUUGAAUCUUUGGUAUUCACAUUACAUGUAUGUUGUAAUUACCUUUCCAGACAGAGAGUUUGCACUCCACAUGUUUACUGUAAGUGUUCGUAAAGCAGCUGUGUACUUAUUCUUUCAGUUUUUUUCUAUAACCGCAAAGCAGAAAGUGCCCUGCCCUUUCUAAGGUACAUACCAGGAGCAAAGCUCAAAUAUAACCUUAAAACAGUCCCCUCCACAUGGCAGCAUGACUAAUAUAGUCGAACAUAAUGCCUUUGCUCAACAUUAACCUAAGCUGCGACUCGUACACGACUCAGCUGAGGAUGAUGGCUGUUGAAGUUAUUGAAUGAAACUCAGCUUAGCCGGUUUGUGUCUGUUAACAGAUCUGUAAUAGUUGCCUACAUUUGAGAAACUGAGGUACAUUCAUAGUGCAGUACUGCCGCACUUUGGCUCUAAUCCCAAAGAGGAGUUAUAUGGAAAAUUCUGCAUUAGUAAUUCCAGAUAGGGCAUCAAGAAGCAUAGAUUGGCGACGGCUGUAGUAACAUAUACAAUGUUUGGGUACAUUGAGGUACUUUUGUGCAACUAUUGAGCUGUAUCACACAGAAGUAAGCUUCAGCUCUUUGUAGAAGAACUAAUUUUGUACUGUGGCUUUGCACUGACUACAGCACUGUGUGGAAUGUCUCUGUCUCUUACGACUAUUCAUAUAAACCUCGUUUUGAUGACAACAAAGAAUUAUGACAGUAUUUUUAGACGGUCAUUCAAGGACACAUUUGAGCACAUCUAUGCUCAGUAAGGCCACGUUAGAGUAUUACUAAAGCAUUUUGUGUGACUUUUCGGAAUUAAACGGUAGCCUCACUUCAGAGUUUGCUAAGCAUUACCAGGAACAAACAUUUCUUCAUUUCGGAUUAAAAAAAAGUGUACAACCUACCAAAGACAUCAAAAAAUGACAAAAAGAUGCACAAAUAGUCUAUUUUUUAACACAACACUAACACUAGCAAUAAGGGCAUGAACUUUGACUGAUAGUGCUGUUCUUUAGAAUGUAUGAGAUUUUUUGUAUAAAGUUAUCUUUUUAUAUUAAUGAACUUUAUGGAUGUUGCCUUCUAUGUGUGUGUGUUUUUUUAUAACUGUCAUCCUUCAUUCUGACUUUUUUGCUGGCAAAAGAAUAUCACCUUUAGCAACAGAAAGCUAUAAUAGUAGCAAUAACUAUAAUAGAUAAAAGCCAAGUGUUAUAUUUUGUGUACAAUUUUCUACAUUUUUAUACAUAUGUGCUAUAUUUUACCAUUUUAUGAAUAAACAUGUUCAGUUUUGGAUGGAUGCAGAA
This is a messenger RNA of Amphiprion ocellaris (clown anemonefish), 7035 nucleotides long. RefSeq names its product GLI family zinc finger 1 (gene gli1). Lineage: Eukaryota; Metazoa; Chordata; Actinopteri; Pomacentridae. The record is from RefSeq and is a predicted model, not a curated record. The transcript has 13 exons. The coding region runs from base 392 to 4825 and encodes 1477 amino acids. Gene Ontology annotation, molecular function: RNA polymerase II cis-regulatory region sequence-specific DNA binding; DNA-binding transcription factor activity, RNA polymerase II-specific. Gene Ontology annotation, cellular component: nucleus. Gene Ontology annotation, biological process: smoothened signaling pathway; regulation of transcription by RNA polymerase II.